Messenger RNA from Clunio marinus, 267 nucleotides. The record is from the annotation of a GenBank genome assembly. NCBI's taxonomy places the organism in Eukaryota, Metazoa, Arthropoda, Insecta, Diptera, Chironomidae.
AUGACUGUCAACAAGAAACGUGAGAAGGAAGAGCCAAACGAAGCAAAUUUGACAAAUACUAUCGUGUUUCCUACUCGUCAACAACGUUAUGAAAAUUCUUCUCAAACAAAACUCUUUAAUAAAUACUUCAAUCAAAGUUUCAUGCUCACUUUAACAUGUUUAAAACUUGCUUAUUCCAUUGUUAGAAAGAAAUGCAAGACGGAAAAGAAAGUAAAUCGUCUUUUCGAUAUUAAAAGAAUUGUUAACAUCGUCAUUAAAACAACUUGA